Molecule: messenger RNA, 4875 nt
Organism: Aphanomyces invadans
Lineage: Eukaryota; Oomycota; Saprolegniomycetes; Saprolegniales; Verrucalvaceae
Exons: 13
Coding region: 15-4163 (1382 amino acids)
Molecular function (GO): protein binding
Source: RefSeq, a predicted model, not a curated record
GGACGAGCCGUUUCAUGACUUUUGAAACCGAUCGCGACAUUUCUACGACGAUGGAAGACCGGCGGCGCGCCGACAGCGACGCCGCGGUAGAAGAAGGUGGAGUCAACGACAAGUUGACUGUGCGGCCAGAGUUUGUGUUAGGGGUCCGCGGGACGAUUCAAAAUAACGUCGAGUUUGGGUCGGACACGCACUUGAUCUUUCCCGCGGCGCACCAUGUGUGCUUGUACAACUUGGACAGACGAAGUAUGGAGUUUUUGCACCCGACACGAGCGAUUCGCAGCGUCCAGAGCAUGUGCGUGUCUGCAAACAAGGAGCUCCUGGCUGUGUGCGAGCAGGCCGGCGCACGUUUCUCGAAAAACAUCAGCGACCAACUCGGCGUGAGCCCGAACCAGAUCUCCAUUUACAAACUUGCAUCUCGGUCGCGGCUCAAAACUCUCCCGUCGCAGUCGCACUCUCCGAUUCUGUCGAUUGCGUUCUCGGCAGACAACAAGACUAUAGCUACGCUCGAGGACGCUCCGUCGUAUCGAAUUGGGUACUGGAAGUGGAGCACAUCCAAGCUAGUGGCCCAUGCCCCGUGCCCGUCCAGAGGGACGCGGAUCCGGAUCUGCCCCGUAAACUCGAAUUUUGUCACGAUCUCGGGCCCGAUGGUCCUGCGCGCGUGGACCCUGACGUCGACCGGAGACCUUCGCAUGACCAAUUUGAUCCCGCAGAUUCGAGAGCAAGAGCACUUCGUCGACCAUGUCUGGAUCAAGGAAUACCUCGUGACCGUGUCGGAACUUGGCACGCUUCUGACGUUCCGCGCGGCGGACGACGGCGUCGAGCUCGUCCACUCGACAAAGCUCGGGCAAAUCUCGCCGCAGCUCACGCUUGGAAAGAUCGAAACCAUCACGGCGAGCACGAAAGGCUUUGUCUUGGCUGGCGCCGCCGGAUCGUUUGGUGUGUUUGAGUUCUCGGACGACCCCAAAGACCCGUUCAUCUUGAUCCACGCCUUGUCGGCAGGCGACAUGACGUUUGAAAGCGUCGCGAUAUCGCCCAACUGCGAAACAGUCGUCGCGUACACCACCAACCAGCGGCUCGUGUCGUUUGCCAUGGGGUCCAUCGACGUUGUGCAGGACAACACGCACGCCGAGUUUUGCGACGUCAUCCCCAGUGGCACGCACUGCGGCGGCGUCUUGACGUUUGACGUUUGCUUGCAAAAACCCAUCGUGGUCACGUGCGGCGCGGACAAAACGAUCCGGUCGUGGAACUACCACUUGUCGGCGUACGAAGUCGUGGCGCAGCUGUCGGAGGAGCCGUCAACGCUGAGUUUGCACCCCGCCGGGUUUCAAGUCGCGAUAGCGUUCAAGGAGCGCGUGCGGUUGUACAACAUCCUGCAGGACGGCCUGCGCGUCCUCCGCGAAAUCUCGAUCAAGGCUGCCAACGUCCUCCAAUUCUCCCAUGGCGGACACCUCUUGGCCUGUGGCGCAGGGCUCAACAUGUACAUCUUCCGCACCCACACCUGCGAUCUCGUCCACACAUUCACGGGCCACAUCAACGUGAUUCAAUGCUUGCGAUGGACAGUCGACGACAGCAUCUUGUACUCUGCCGGGAACGACGGCGCGAUCUACUGCUGGAACACCCACACAGGCAACCGGUGCGACGACAUGCAACUUGUUGUCAAACAGACCAAGUUUACGUCCGCCGUCAUCGACGCAGACAACGCCAAAUAUGUAGCCGUCGGCGGGUCCGACGGCAAGUUGCGGGAAAUCGUCGCGGGCGACGAAGCGGCAUGUGUUGACGUUGGGAGCCCACUGACUCAUCUCGCUCUGACCAAGUCGAAUCGAUGGCUAUUCGUGGCCACUCGUGUGGGGACUGUGUAUGCGUUUGCCUGGCCGUUGGGGACGCAGACUGCGCCUGUACACGAAAUGUCACUCCACAGCGAACCCAUCACUCAGCUGCGAUUGACUGAAGACGAUCGGUACUUGAUCAGUUCGUCGGAUGAUGGGUGUGUGAGCGUCUUUCGCAUGGACGAAAACGCGGGGAUUUUGGCGGAGGUGGACCUCGUCCACCGGAAGAUGCCGACGAUGAUGACGGACGCGGUGCUCGUGUCGCGCGAGGAGAUCGAAGACAAGAACGAACAGCUCAGCGACUUGCAGCAAAAGUACGAGCAGGUGAAGAGCGACAUGGACUUUUCGCUGCACUCGAAAGAAAACGAGUGGAUCGAUCGGCUUCGGUUCCUCAAAGAAGAGUGCGAGCGGUCGCUCGUGCAAGAACGUGUUCGCUACGAAGAGCUGGAGCAGCGAUACCAGACGUCGCUGCGAAAGCACAGCGACGAGUUUGCGCAGAAAGAGUCGAAUCAUGCGACGAUAUCGCAGGAGCUCGAGAAUCGAUAUGAACACAAACUCGCGAUGGAAAUUGCUCGGUAUGAUCGGCUGUCGGAAGAAAUGGAAACGACCAGGCAACAAUGCGCGAUGCUGAUUGAAGCCCAGGAUAAACAGCAAAAGAUCGUCCUCGAAAACGAGCGCCGCGCCGCCAACUCGCGCGCCAAAGAGCAGGUCGAACUGAUCAAGCGCGUCAAAGAAGACCUCACGUACAAUCACGUCAAAUUUGAAGAAAUCUUGAGCCAGCAAGAAGAAGACUACGAGUUUCAGCUCCAAAAGGUCAAGCUCGAGUACGAAGACCAGCUGACGGCGGAGCGCCAAAACACAGCCAUCAAAGAAACCCAGAUCACGGGCAAAAACAGCAAAAUCGACUCGCUCAAGAAGAAGAUCCAGGAACUCAAGGCGAACGCGUCGGCGCGGGACAUGCUCUUGUCGACGGAAAAGGCCAAAACGGCCAAACUCGAGGCGGCGCUCGCCAACUAUGAGCGGCAUUUUGAGGGCCUGCAAGGCAGUAUCGACGAGAAAGAAAAGGCCGUGCAAAGCUUGAAAGCGUCGAACCGUGUGCUCGAGAGCUUUCGAUUUGUGUUGGACCAUCGCGUCGAAGAACUUCAGAACGAAAAGUCCCCGAUGCAAAAACUCAUUUCCGGCCUCGAGACCCACAUCCACGACGUCCAGCAAGAAAUGGUCGAAGAGUUUCAUCAAAAGGACCUGGCCGAAGAGACCCUCGCGUCCAAGGAAAUCAAGAUCAAAGCAUUGACGAACGAAGUGAACGCGCUGCGCCUCAUCACACGAAAAAAGGAGUCCGAGAUCGGCGCGAUGUCAAGGGAAUUCGCACGCAUUGUGCUCAUUUCCAACCCAAAAGAACUCGAGCGCGCGGUCAAGGAAGCAUACAUUGUAUUUGUCAAAGGAGAAGCGCCCAAGGAGAAGCGCACGCGCAGCAUCUUGUCCGCAUCGUCGCAGUCGCCCACGGCCAAGGGCGACCAGGAGCAUUCCCACGCCGCCCUGGCCGGCCUCGGCGGCGACGACAAUCGAGAAGUCGUCCAAGAAGCGUGCAAACAAAUGCAGUUUAUGCAUCGAUCGGUGAGCACGCUGAAGAACGCGCUUCACCACGCCAAGGCGGAAGCAGACCACCGCCAUCGAGAAGCCGUCACGGAAGGCAACAUCCUCUUGCAGGACAUGAAUGCCCUGCGAAAAGCGAACAAGAUGCUUGAGCUCAAAGUGAAAGAGAUGGAAAGCGCGCUGUACUUGGCCAACCAGGCUCACGAUGCCAAGGCCAAGGCCAAGCUAGCUCAGCCGCAGCAGCACCACCUCCAACAUCAUCCUGUCGACGCCAAACCAGGGUGCUUUUUGUCUCCGUUAAAAAAGUCGACAUCGUCAGUAUCUCUCACCGCCCAGCGCCUCGUCGUUGGCAGCGUCCUGCCCUUCCGAGCCAUUGAGAAAGCAAAAGACGCGUCCCGCAUUGUCAGCGCUGCGACAGCGAUGGACUACCGCAACCAACUGGACGCUCAGAAGAGGGAAAUCCAGCGGCUCAAAAAUCAAGUGAAACUCCUCCUCGACGAGCAAGCACAACAACAGGGUGGUCGAUCCACCCCGAAGGUCGAAGUGGGUCGAUCCCCCGAGAAGAGGGGACGAGGAAGUAUCGGCCAUUUGUCGUCUGCUCAAACGGCGCACAGCAUCACGCGACGACAAUCGUUUGUGUUUACAAGCGACCCAGCCUUGCACCACGACGCAUCCAACGGUUAUGACAUGUCGUUGUCGCCCAUCAUGGAUGGAAAAGCCAGCGACACAGCAGUGCAGCAAUGACAACGACAUAAUGCCAGCCCCUCCUGCUACUUUUGACUGCGAGGGCAGGAAGAGUCCAACCAUACUAUGGUGAAGGGCACAUUCUGCGAGCACGGACAUGAAUACUCCAAGGGAAGAGGAGGCGAAAUACUUCGAUGACCAGCCGCCGACCUCGUUGUUGUACACAACCUUGGCAGCCAUGGAGCACCCUCCUCCAUCUUCGAUAUACACACAGUGCUUGAAACGUUGUUGGCUUCGACAAAGUUAUUUCAACCAGCACUUGCAUUCUGAAAGGCAUUACGUCGCUGCAGUUGGCCCCCACUUGGGCGCUACCACUGUCUUGCUGACAAACGUUGAGCAGAGGGAGCGAUUCGCGGACGAGGCCGUGCAGUCUGUAUCUGCUUUGAACAUGAGCGUGUAGCUGCCAUCUGUGACUACUUGUCGCAAGCCCCGGCCAAUGGUGUCUGCAAAAAUUCCAAGAUCGCUUUCGAGCACUUGGAAUCGCACGACUUGGACGUCGCCAGGACCCAGGUGAAUUUUAUCAAACUUGAUCAGUCGCUUCGCCUCGGGCACGUCGCCUUCACGAUAAUCCUGCCGGACGAACAACAACACGACUUCUUGGCCAUCCACGGCACCCGCAUUGCGCACGGUCACGGCUACCUCGAUCGCAUUCGACGUGUUCGAUAUUGCCAUCGUCAUAUUCGAGUACUCGAACGAGGUGUAGCUCAGGCCA